AUGGCUUCAGUAACCAGACUGAACCUCCUCCCCACCAGCCGAACCCUCGCUUCUGGCAUACCCCUCGCUCCCAAGAUCAACCUCGCCGUACCCGUUGGUAUCUCUGGUGCUCACGGUCAUGGACAUGGUGCCGCUGGAGCCAGAUCGGAUGUACCUCAGGCUUGGGCUUUCAAGUCCGGCUUCAGAGGACACGUAGGAAAGACCAAUGCCCUUCCAACCUCAUCAUCCUUCCAACAACGACACUUCUCUUCCACCCCUACUCCAUCCGCCGCUCACCCAAUGGCAGGAGCCACCGGUAUCCCUCGAGCCUCCGCCACUGGUGUACCCGAUUUCUCACCUUACAAAGCCAAGAACGCUUCGUUGAACCGAACAUUCUCUUACUUCAUGGUAGGAGGUUUAGGUGUCUUGGGUGCAUCAGGUAUCAAAUCGACCGUAUCGGACAUCCUAAGUAAUAUGGCUGCCUCGGCGGAUGUUUUGGCUUUGGCAAAGAUCGAAGUUGAGAUGGGUGCUAUCCCAGAGGGUAAAAACCUUAUCGUCAAAUGGAGAGGAAAGCCAGUAUUCAUCCGACACCGAACUCCAGAUGAGAUUGAUGAAGCCAAUUCAGUUGAUGUCAAGUCUUUGAGAGAUCCCGAGAAGGAUGAUGACCGAGUUCAACGACCUGAGUGGCUCGUCAUGUUAGGUGUUUGUACGCAUUUGGGUUGUGUACCCAUCGGUGAAGCUGGUGAUUACGGAGGAUGGUUCUGCCCAUGUCACGGUUCCCAUUAUGAUAUCUCGGGUCGAAUCAGACGUGGUCCCGCUCCUUUGAACCUUGAAGUUCCAGAAUACUCCUUCAACGAUGAUGAGGAGAAGAUCGUCAUUGGUUAG
Molecule: messenger RNA, 864 nt
Organism: Kwoniella botswanensis
Lineage: Eukaryota; Fungi; Basidiomycota; Tremellomycetes; Tremellales; Cryptococcaceae
Product: ubiquinol-cytochrome c reductase, iron-sulfur subunit
Exons: 4
Coding region: 1-864 (287 amino acids)
Biological process (GO): mitochondrial electron transport, ubiquinol to cytochrome c
Cellular component (GO): membrane
Molecular function (GO): quinol-cytochrome-c reductase activity; 2 iron, 2 sulfur cluster binding
Source: RefSeq, a predicted model, not a curated record